Octopus sinensis (East Asian common octopus) is the source of this 3226-nucleotide messenger RNA. RefSeq names its product lactadherin. Bases 903 to 2582 code for a protein of 559 amino acids. NCBI's taxonomy places the organism in Eukaryota, Metazoa, Mollusca, Cephalopoda, Octopoda, Octopodidae. The record is from RefSeq and is a predicted model, not a curated record. The transcript is spliced from 11 exons.
AUUACUGCUGCUACUGCUGCUAUUGUGAUCACGUUCUGAGUUGUUACAUUUCGCUCUUAAACGUAAACACAGCCAUAACAACUGACAACACAUGCAUAAUGAGAUAUUUCUUGUACAGAUGGAUUGUUUUCUUUCACUAUAGCUCCACUUAGAAACUACCAUACUACUGAACUCUCUCUUCAUUGACGACUUUCGUUCAUUUAUUGAUUUUCGUGUAGUUAAUUGCCUUUUGAUAUACGAAUAAACAUACAAAUAUACUAUCUGCUUACAUAUAUAUAUACACACACAAAACAUAUAUAAAGUUAUAAACUACAUACAUGUGAUAAUAUAUGCGUAUGCGCAUGCAUAUGUAGAUAUAUGCAAAUACCUCCUGAAAAUGUAGUCCGGAUAUAUAUAUAUAUAUAUAUAUAUAUAUAUAUAUAUAUAUAUCUAGAGAGGCAAGUAGAUUGGUCGUGUGUCGCAUGCUGGCUCCAGUGUUGUAAUGUUAGCCGCUAUGCAGCUCCGUCAGGGAAUUACCUUAGAAAGAUGGCACAGACGAAAUACACCAGGUAAAACCUCACUUGCUCGCCAAACAAAUACAAAACGUUGAACAAGUGAAGUUUAGAGCUUUUAAAACUUAGUUCAAGUUUUUGUAGCGAAGACUCUACAGCGUAUAUUACUAAAUUCUCCAUACACAACUAAAUCCUACACACACAUAUAUACAUACAAAUACAUACUUACAUAUAUACAUACUCAUCAUAAAGACAAAAAUGUGCUAUUUUACUCUUAUUUAUUUCUACACUUUUACCUGCUUUUAGCUUACACAAAGACAUACGUUCCUACGCGCGCGCGCACACGCGCACAAAUUUAUAUAUAAUAUUAACAUACACACACAUAUAUUAGGGGACAGGUUAAAUGACAGGAUGAAGAUGGAUGGAAACUUGUACCGUUUACACAGGAAAGGACUUUACUGGUGUCACCGCAGCCCCCUCAAACUCCAAUUGGGGCCAAUCGUCCAUGUGCUCCUUUUUUCUCUACUCGGAAUUUUUCUUCCAAAAGUCACUGCAGUAUGUACUAUGGACGGACCUCUUGGCAUGACUACUGGUACUAUAAAAGAUUUCCAAAUCAAGAGUUCAAACAGUUAUCCUCAGGUGUGGGACAAAUACUGCCACGAAAAAUAUGGACGUGUUUACAUGCCGAAUAAAUAUGGAUGGUGUGCGAAAUACAAGUCACCAUCUGAAUGGCUGAUGGUUGAUCUUGGUGUUGCAGCAAAGGUGACUGGAGUUAUGACCCAAGGACGUGGUGACGGAGUUGAAUGGGUGACAUCAUUUCUUGUUUCCUACAGUAUGGAUUCUUUCGAUUGGAAUUAUGUACACGACAGUUACAAUAACCAAAAGGUGUUUGAAGGCAACAUCGAUUCUUAUUCUGUAAGACAUUCAUAUUUUGAUCAACCUAUUUUGGCACGUUACAUUAAAUUCCACACAGUCAGCUGGAACAAACAUCCAAGUAUGCGUGUCGAGAUUCUGGGAUGUCAAUUAUGCAAAGAACCGAUUGGUCUACCCCCUUACGGUAAAAUGAGUGCUUCAUCAAAUCUGUCGUUCCGAAGAAAAAGUUCUUGCCAACCUGAAGACGGAAACAUCCUUAGCAACAAAGCUUGGUGUUCCAAGAAACAAGACCAAAAUCAGUGGCUGCAGAUCGAUAUUGGACCGCCUACUUUAAUAACAGCCAUUAUUACUAGAGGCAGAGCAGACACUAGGCGGAAACAUUGGGUAACCAAGUUCAAUGUAACCUACAGCAACGAUACUAAAAUAUGGUAUGGCUACCGAGACGCCCUUCAUUUAGCCAGCAAGAAUCAGUGGUAUUGGAAUUCAGAGAGCCAUAAUGAUGAAGGACUGCUGUUCAGAGGAAAUGAUGAUAAACAUCUGAAACGAAUCCAUUAUCUCAAUUCACCAUUUGUUGCCCGAUUCAUACGUAUUCAUCCCGUUGAAUGGCAUCAGAAAAUUGGAAUGAGAUUUGGUCUACUUGGAUGCCCGUAUACUGGCAAAUGUACGACCGGUUUUAUGAGAGUCAAUGAUGCAGCUCCGUGUGUGGAAAACCUGGCCUUUAAAAAGGAGAGUUGGAUAAACAGUAAACGUCAUAUCAAAAGACACAUCAGACACCAAGACAAAGAUGGCCCGGCAGCUAGAGCUGUAGAUGGGAAAAUUAAAUCUGUCCUACCCGAAUGUACUACACUAGAUAAUUUAUACGGUGAAAAUCCGGUUUGGAUGGUGGAUCUUGGCCCGAGAACGAAUGUGUCUGGUGUUAUCAUCUAUACAUGGCAAAAUCGAGAUGACGUUCAAGUACAACCCAACACGAACAGCUUGGAAAAAAUUAUUGUUUACGUUCAUGAUAAACUGAAAGACUCUGACGAUGACCAGUAUGCCCCAGACAACAUGUGUGGCUAUGUAUCUGCAUUGAACAAUGCUAUAUUUCAACCCAAAUUGCACGUACAAUGUAUUCGUUCUCUGAGUGGGCGUUAUCUAUCCAUUGAAGCUUGGGGCAAAAGUUAUACGUUUAACAAACUUUUUAGUGCUACUUUCUGUGAAGUGCAAGUUUACGCAUAAACCUCGAAUACAUGCAGGAAGUGAACGAUUAUUCCUAAAUGAAUUGAGAUCUGACAUUUGUCUUACCUCAUCCACCCCCACAAAAAGAGAAAAGAGGGCAGUGGAUAAAAAAAGAGCCGUAAAACAAAAUAUAUAGAUGGUUGUAUCAAUUUUAGUACUAUAUUGAAAUACUUCUAAUGUGAAAGCCAUACAAAAGAUUCAUACAUAUACUUACGCAAACAUACAAACAUUACUGCGUGUAUAUAUACACAUUCAUACGAGUAAAUGAGCGGGAAAACAGACUGAUUAUUGUUGCUGGAUUUUGAAAUUUGACUCAAACGUAUUACGAUGGUACAAUUGAAUAAAAAGUACAUUGUGGUAGAACAUUUAAUUGUGAAUUCAAUACAGGACGGAAUAUUUUAGAGAGAAGUACAAUAAUACAACAAUGUUUUAGUAAGAGUUAAAUGUAUGACAAUAAAACAGAGUAAAUAUGGAACAAUUUCCAGGACAAAAUAUAACAAUCAGACAUUUCAAGUGAAGAAUCGACACAAACACAACCAGCAACAAAACUGAAAUGUAUUUUCUACUUGCUUUAUGGGUUUUUUUAAAGUGUUUCACAGUAACACUAAUUAAAAUGUUUAAUUAAAAGCUAUAUCUCCCCACUA